CAUUUUGGCGGUGAUACAUACAUGUAUAUAUAGGUAGCCAGCGUGGAGGUCAAAUGGGUCAAUGCACAGUGGGAUUUCUGGAACACUCUCCCGCACUCCACAUGAAUAGUGAAUACAGAAAGGAAGUAGCUAGUUUGCUUAAGAAACUCCAAGAAAUUUCUAUUCCUACAUGUUUUUUCUUUACCUUUUUUCAAAUUUCUUUAUAACUACAAUCAUAACAGUAGAAUUGUAUGCCUAACUUCAGCUCUCAGAUUAAUAUAUAUAUUCCACUAAGCUAACUUCAACUUCAAUUUAUUGUGUAAGAAUUGAGAUUAUCCACAGGAACAGAGUCUGUCUGUCUGUCUGUCUGUCUGUCUUUUGAAUUUUGGGAUUUCAGCAAUGUCUUUGGCUCGUUUAGUUUUGAGGAAUUUGCAGCAGAAAUCAGCACUUGCUUCUUCUUCCUCUGUUUUCAACUCUGCCCAGAAACAGAGACUGGGUACUACUACUACUAGUACUACUGCUACUUCUUCCGGAUUCCGGCGAUGGUUCUCAUCAGCAGCAGCCGGCGAAGAAACUCCGGCCGUUAAAGAGGUGGCUGUCUCCGAUCGUGACAGUAACAAAAAAUUCAAACUUUUCCCAAGGAGUAGCAGUAAACGGGGAAGAAGCCUUUGGAGAAGAGACCCUCUUGAUUUCCCUCCCGCCCUUUCUGGACUAGGAAAUGCACUUGUUCAAGCAACAGAGAACAUCAGCAAACUGCUGGGGAAGCUGUCACCUUCAGGGCUGAUGGGAAGAGUGAGAAAGCAAGAUGACUGCUACAAAUUGCAGUACUGUGUUCCAGGGCUUACCAAGGAUGAUGUUAAGGUUUUUGUGGAAGAUGGAGUUCUGAUCAUUAAAGGGUCACGAGUUGAGGAAGAACAUGAAUCUGAUGAUGAUGCUGAUGGUUGGUCGGGACUGAAUUAUUUUGGUUUUUAUGAUGCCAGCAUAAUGCUGCCUGAUGAUGCUAAGGUUGAUGAAAUCAAAGCUGAGAUGAAAAAUGGUGUUCUUACCAUCGUCAUCCCUAGAGAUGAGAGGCUCAAGAAAGAUGUCAAAGAGAUCCGUGUCAGCUGAUGAUUUCGUGAAUCUGUUUUCUUCUGCUCUUUUGAGAAAGAAAGGAUUAUGUAUCUAACAACUCCGUUCUAAAUUCUGUGUCUCUUAUGUGUUUUCAAUAAAUCUGCUGUAUCGAGUAUCAAGUUUGCUUAUAUAGUAGUGGAAUUGAGAAAGAUGCGUUCAAGCAAAAAGCAACAAGAUUGGAGUACUAAAUCUAUAUCAUUGUCAAUACUCUAUCAAAAUUAUUAGCUAGCUUCAGAGUAUUCUAUUCUGCGAAAAAUCUGAGUGUGAGACUUUCUCUUCCAGGAAGUUUGCUCUAAAAGAGAAUCCAACCAAGAUCGCGCGUCCCGUCAAUUUAAUUACACUUCUGUCCUGUGUAGUUUAAAUAAGGAGUCAUACCCGCU
Molecule: messenger RNA, 1469 nt
Organism: Oldenlandia corymbosa var. corymbosa
Lineage: Eukaryota; Viridiplantae; Streptophyta; Magnoliopsida; Gentianales; Rubiaceae
Source: the annotation of a GenBank genome assembly